Molecule: messenger RNA, 2439 nt
Organism: Entelurus aequoreus (snake pipefish)
Lineage: Eukaryota; Metazoa; Chordata; Actinopteri; Syngnathiformes; Syngnathidae
Product: porphobilinogen deaminase-like
Exons: 15
Coding region: 597-1679 (360 amino acids)
Biological process (GO): heme biosynthetic process
Cellular component (GO): cytoplasm
Molecular function (GO): hydroxymethylbilane synthase activity
Source: RefSeq, a predicted model, not a curated record
ACCCCGGAAGUAAAUGGGGGAUAAGAAGGGUUUUGUAAUGGGAAGAAAUUUGGCGUGACAGCGUUCGUAAAGGCGAGUUCCACAAAUUGUUUCCGGUACCGCAGCUAUUUGUACUUGGAGCUAUAAACCCCCUCUUCCUUCCCGCCUCCCGGGUUUCUAGCCACUAUGUAAUAAUAUUUUUAUAUACAUUUUUUUUUUGCACUUAAUAUAAAAUAAAAUACAACGUUCAAUCCAGAACAGUGCUGUAUGUAUGCGUCCUUGUUUUGGCCCAGAGACAAAACCCGCAGAAGAAACGAGAACGCGGAACACGGAAAUGACCUGCCUCAUGACGUCACCAUUUCAGCGGACAUGAGGAGCUAUGGAAGAUGAGCGCCGGUAGGGUUUUCAAGGAUUUCCUGGAGUAAUAGACUUUGUGGAAAGCUACCCGCGCCAUAGUUUGCGUAAAACAAGGGUAGUGAUCAAAGCCACUAUCAUGUCGGAGGAGGCGACCUCUCCGGUCUACUGUUCAGUAUAGAAAGGCUAUAUGACCUCAGCACUGGUCUGCGCUACGACUCAGCAGGCUGACACAAUAGCUUCUACAGUGCAGAAGCCUAGUAAUGGAGGAAGGACUGUUCAAGUAUAUCAGGAAUGGGGAUGGUAAAGUUCGCCGUAUCUUUCGCAUCGGAACCCGAAAGAGUCAGUUGGCUCUCAUUCAGACUGACAGUGUUGCUGACAAAAUUAAGGAGCUGUACCCUGAUAUAAUUUUGGAAAUUGUGGGUAUGUCCACGAUUGGAGAUAAAAUCCUUGACACAGCUUUAUCAAAGAUUGGAGAGAAGAGUUUGUUCACCAAAGAGUUGGAAAAUGCUCUGGAGAAAAAUAUGGUGGAUCUGGUCGUCCAUUCACUGAAGGACCUUCCCACCACUCUGCCUCCAGGAUUCACCAUUGCAGCUGUGCUCAAGAGAGAGAAUCCUCACGAUGCAGUGGUGUUGCAUCCAAAAAAUGUAGGAAAAUCCUUGGAGACUCUUUCAGAAAACAGUGUGAUUGGCACCAGUUCACUGCGUCGUGCUGCUCAGUUGAAGAAAAAAUUCCCUCAUCUGGAGUUUAAAGAUAUUCGUGGAAACUUAAACACAAGGUUAAAAAAGCUGGAUGAGAAAGACGACUUUGCCGCCAUCAUUCUUGCUGCUGCAGGGCUCAGGAGGAUGGGUUGGGAGAACCGGAUCAGCCAGAUACUGGAGCCCAAAGACUGCAUGUAUGCUGUUGGACAGGGCGCUCUGGCAGUGGAGGUUCGAGCGAGGGAUACUGACAUCCUGGAGAUGCUGUCUGUGCUAAAUGACGGUGACACUGUGUUACGCUGCAUAGCUGAGAGAGCUUUUCUAAGGCACCUGGAGGGGGGCUGCAGCGUUCCUGUGGCCGUGCAUACAGAGGUGAAAGACUCUCAGCUCUACUUGACAGGUGGUGUGUAUAGUCUGGAUGGAUCUGAGAGUCUAAAGGACACCAUGCAGACAUGCAUCCCUGCUACUGCUAAGUGCCAAGAGGAGGUGGACGAGCGAUGCCAGCGAGUGGGCGUCACAACCGUCAAGGUCGGCGGGGAAUCUCAGGACAAGGCUGAGCGGCUGGGUAUUGAUUUGGCCAAAUUGCUGCUAAGCAAAGGAGCAAAGGAGAUCCUGACAGCGGCCAGACAGCAAAAUGAUGCCAGAUAAUUGUUGGUCAGGGCUUGAUGGCGCUCACGCAAAAAAGGCAGUGAGCAAUAUUUCUGGUCCUUGAGAUGGUAUCCUCUUGAAGCCUAUUUUAGUCUUUUGCAGUAAUCUGGGCUGUUGCGCCAAAAAGCUUGUGAAACAAACCAUUUUUUCACUGGGAAACCAACCGUACAAUCGAGAUUUUAAGUCUCUGCAACGUUUGUCUUUUGAAGAGAAACUGCGGUUCCUCUUCAUUGAAGAUGAACUUUUGAUGACGGACCACAGUUUUCCACAUACUUUUAAGAAUUGCAAGCAAAAAAUACAAGCUCGGUCUGUAAUGACCACAUUUAGUAAUAAUGGCUGCUGCUGUAAACUCACCUACAAAUAUUCAACCUUUUAGCUUUGCUUUUUUAAAGAAAAAUUAAGUUAUCAAGAAACAGAAUGUGAAAUAAAUGAGUCAUUUUGCAACUUACUGAUAUCAGAGAUUGUUGUAAUGUCUGAAUUUACAUGAAUUAUUUUCUAUAUAUUUUUUGAUUUUAUAACUGCUUCAUGAAAAAACAAGUAUUUGCCUUACAUGUAUCACUUUUUUCAGUGGCUGUGUCCUACUUCACUUGGAUCAUAGCGUCAUACAUUUAGUUUUAUUUUCCUUUUCUUUAUCGUAUUGUGUUUGCUUAACUUUGUACAGUGUAACUAUUGAUACAAAGGUGAGCUAUUGAGAAAAUAUUGAGUGUAUGUGUGAGCAUUGCUGUUAAAGGAACAAAAUGCAAAUAAAAAUUGUGCCCUA